Messenger RNA from Loxodonta africana (African savanna elephant), 1321 nucleotides. It is a transcript of the gene PPBP, whose product is annotated as pro-platelet basic protein. Gene Ontology annotation, molecular function: chemokine activity. Gene Ontology annotation, cellular component: extracellular region. The coding region runs from base 73 to 432 and encodes 119 amino acids. The transcript is spliced from 3 exons. Gene Ontology annotation, biological process: defense response; immune response; chemotaxis. NCBI's taxonomy places the organism in Eukaryota, Metazoa, Chordata, Mammalia, Proboscidea, Elephantidae. The record is from RefSeq and is a predicted model, not a curated record.
UCAGUUCAGGACUUCAGCUCACCCCCAUGCUGUCUCCUGGCUCUGGGAACCAACUCUAGCAAACCCUUCACCAUGAGCCUCAGGCACGACACUGCCUCUCUUUGUACCAGUGCCAGGCGGUUUGGUGUCCUACAGGUGUGGCUGCUGCUGUCACUGCUCCUGACAGCACUAGUUCCCUGUACCAGCCAAGAAACUAACUACGUUGAAGCUGAAUUGUAUGCUGAACUGCGCUGCAUGUGUGUGAAAACCACUUCUGGUGUUCGUCCCAGUUACAUCAACAAUUUGCAGGUGAUCAGGGCAGGGGCCCACUGCGACAAAGUCGAAGUAAUAGUCACUUUGAAGGAUGGGAAGAAAAUCUGCUUGGACCCAGAAGCUCCUGUAAUCAAGAAAAUAGUCCAGAAAAUUUUGCAAGGUGAUGGAUCAGCUGCUUAAUCUGUUCAUUUUAUACCAAAACUUCUUCUCCUCCAGGAAGGGUGGGUUUAAAAAGUGUUGGAUUCUAGAGUUCUUAUUUACCCAGUGUACUUAUUCCCAUUGUAUUAACCUUUGGAUAGGUCUACCACUGUGUCUCCGAAAUCACAUUUUACUCCUAGAAGGCUAAUUAAAAGAUGCCUGAGAAAAGAUGAAAGUAAGCAAGCCCAGUUCCCAGAUGCAUAGUUUAACUUCUUAACUCUUGGCUAAAGAAGUGCUUUGCGUUUCUUUAUUUGAAAAUAUCUUUCCAAAUACAUUUGUGGGUCAGCUUAUCUUGCUUGACACUGCACACGCCCGUGAUGAUUAACAUAUUUCAUAAUGGUCAAUGAUGUUAGGGGUCACACAGUGCCCAGCAUAGAGUAGUUGUUCAAUAAAAGUUUGUUAAUAGAUUUAGGAACUUAUUAGACUUCUUCAGUGUCUAGUUCUAGGAUAUCUUGCUCAAAGUAUUCUCUGAAAGGUUUUUGUAAUGUUUAUUUUAGCCCUCAAAUCCUAAAAUUAAUAAAGUUGUAGAGUAUGAAUCUUGUAAGCAGUGGUGAUUUCCUUUAAAAUGAAUACAUGUAACAAUAAUAUGACAAAGAAUAUGAAAUGAAAAGGUAUUAAUAUGCUCUAUGAAGCCCUCCAUUAUCUUCUGCAAAAAAAGAAAAAAAAAUGAAAACGAUAGGUUGUACUUGAUGUUAAAUGUUACACUCUGGCAUGUUUGCAUACAUUUUCAUUUACUUAACAUCUGCGUGGUUACGGUUUUAGUAUUAGAGGCAUCUUUGCACAUAAGUACAAUGGAGCACUUAACCUUUACUAGACUAUUUAUGUUUCCUUUUUAAUCAGCAGACCUUCAUUCAUUUCUUAAUCCCUAAAA